UGAAAAAAGAGCAUGACCAGCAAACACAGCCACGAGCACCACCCCUACCUACAUUGUACAGUUCUUUAUCAUACCUCGGCACAUAAUCUCUGACAUGAUCGAAUGUCUGUUACCUUGUAAAAUGUCGCUAUAACCUGUUGACAUGCCGCCUGCUCGGGUCAUUUGAUGUCUCAUCGCGUCCGAAUCAGUGAUGAGGACUUGCAGUAUGCGGCUGGUCCGCUCUUACACUGGCUGAGCACUGAAUAGUGAAUGCGGGCUGCCCUGCGGCUCGCCCUACAGCUCUUGCCAUGGGGAAUACUGCCACGAAAUUCCGCAAAGCACUUCUCUGUGGAGACGAAGGCCUGGCUUGGCAGCUCUAUGAGAGUAACCCCCAAUUUAAAGAGGCCUUGGACCCCAAUGCGUCUUACGGGGAGCCCUAUCACCACAACACAGCCCUGCACUAUGCCUCACGCCAUGCCAUGACACGACUCAUCAGGUCUUUUAUUUUCUCCAAAGACGGCAACCCCAACAAGUGUAACAUUAACAAUGAAACAGCACUGCACCUGCUGUGCAUGGGCCCACAAAUCCUGCUGGCUGAGGGGGCGCUGCAGCCGCGGAUCAGCCGCCCCCAGGAGGAUGAACAGAAGCGGGCUGAGUGCCUCCAGAUGAUGCUGCAGUGGACCGGAGCCAAACUGGACCAGGGAGAGUAUGAGAGAGCCAACGUCAACGGCACUGACAACAAAAAGAGCACCUGCCUGCACUACGCAGCAGCUGCAGGAAUGAAGAACUGUGUUGAGUUGCUGGUGAAGAGUGAUGCAGAUUUGUUUAUGGAGAAUGAGGAUAGGAAGACUCCAUGUGACUGUGCAGAGAAGCUGCAUCACAAGGAGCUUGCGCUCAGUCUAGAGUCUCAGAUGGUUUUCUCUCAGGAUGCUGGAGCUCAGGAGAUAGAAGCAGAGUACACUGCCCUUGACCGACAAGAGCCAUAUGAAGGACUGAAUUUGCAAGACUUGCGUCAGUUGAAAGACAUGUUGAUAGUGGAGACAGCGGACAUGUUGCAGGCUCCUCUCUUCACGGCUGAGGCGUUGCUGCGAGCUCAUGACUGGGACAGGGAAAAACUCCUGGAGGACUGGAUGUCUAAUGCAGAGGACUGCUGUCAACGCUCAGGUGUUCAGAUGCCUACUCCCCCACCAAGUGGCUACAAUGCUUGGGACACACUGCCUUCACCUAGAACUCCUAGAACAACUCGCUCCUCCGUCACCUCCCCUGAUGAGAUCAGCCUCUCACCUACAGAUGGCCUUGCCCUGUGUGGGAUUUGCAUGUGCCCCAUAUCUGUGUUUGAGGACCCCGUGGACAUGUCCUGUGGACACGAGUUCUGCCGGGCAUGCUGGGAAGGGUUUUUUAAUCUCAAGAUCCAAGAUGGGGAAGCACAUAACAUCAUCUGCCCUGCUUAUGACUGCUUCCAGCUGGUUCCCGUUGAAGUCAUUGAAAGCGUUGUCUCCAGAGAGAUGGAUAAGCGCUACCUGCAGUUUGACAUUAAGGCUUUUGUGGAUAAUAAUCCUGCCAUUCGCUGGUGCCCCGUGGCCAGAUGCGAAAGAGCCGUCCGACUGACUCGCCCAGGCCCAGGAGCCUCUGACCCUCUGAGCUUCCCCUUGCUCAAAGCCCCUGCUGUGGACUGUGGGAAGGGCCAUCUCUUCUGCUGGGAGUGUCUCUGUGAUGCUCAUGAACCUUGUGACUGUGAGACAUGGAAGAUGUGGCUGCAAAAAGUGUCUGAAAUGAAGCCUGAAGAAUUGGCUGGUGUGAGUGAAGCCUUUGAAGAUGCUGCCAACUGCCUUUGGUUACUCACUAACUCUAAACCUUGUGCCAACUGCAAGUCCCCCAUCCAAAAAAACGAAGGCUGUAAUCACAUGCAGUGUGCAAAGUGCAAGUAUGAUUUCUGUUGGAUUUGUCUAGAAGAAUGGAAGAAACACAGCUCCUCUACUGGAGGAUACUAUCGCUGUACGCGCUAUGAGGUCAUUCAACAGGUGGAGGAGCAGUCUAAGGAUAUGACUGUGGAGGCAGAAAGAAAACACAAGAGUUUUCAGGAACUCAACUGUUUUAUGCAUUAUUACACUCGAUACAAGAACCACGAACACAGUUAUCAGUUAGAAGAACGACUUUUGAAAACGGCUAAAGAAAAGAUGGAACAACUGAGCAAAGCUUUCAUUGGAAGGGAAGGAUCCCCACCUGACACCACAUUCAUUGAGGAUGGAGUUCAUGAACUUCUCAAGACCCGACGCAUCCUUAAGUGCUCUUAUCCAUACAGUUUCUUCUUGGAGCCCAAAAGCACAAAGAAAGAAAUAUUUGAACUUAUGCAGACUGAUUUAGAGAUGGUCACUGAGGAUCUUGCUCAGAAGGUGAACAGGCCUUACCUCCGCACCCCUCGCCAUAAGAUAAUCAGCGCUACAUAUCUGGUGCAGCAAAAGAGACGGGAGUUCUUGGCCUCUGUGGCUCGAGGUGUUGCCCCAAAUGAUUCACCUGAAGCUUCACGCCGCAGUUUUGCCGGUGGGACUUGGGACUGGGAAUAUCUGGGAUUUGCAUCGCCUGAGAUGGUGAGGAAUCACCCAGUACGGGGAUCAAACACACAGCGUGACAGCAAUUACAAUCCAGGAGGCCAGCCACAGGAAUACUCAGAUUUUCAGUACAGACGCAGACACAGGCAGCGGCGUAGAGGAGACCUGCUCAGACUGCAGAGCCUCCACAGUACCACCCCUGAACCCCACGAUUCCAAUGACAACACUUUAGAAACAGAUGAUGGAGGCGGUUCACAAAGACAUGGAAUCUCCACGGCACUUGGGUCUUUGGAUGAGGAUGACCCAAAUAUUCUCCUGGCUAUUCAGCUGUCCCUACAGGAGUCCGGGCUGGCCUUGGACAUAGAGUCUCAGGAUGUGCUCAGUACUGACCCCUCUAUAGGAGCCAGUGGCUCCUCUCUGCCCUCUAGACUGGAUUGUGCCCCCCAUACUGUGGAUCCCCCCCGGGCUUCCAUGAGCAGCUCCGAGCUCCUGGAACUGGGAGACAGCCUUAUGAGACUGGGCAAUAUUACCAGCCAUUACACACCCUUUAACAUGAAUUCCUACCCUAAUGCCUUGGGUAAUGCCUUCACCCCUACUGAUCCAGACUGCCUGGACCCUUCCACCAAUGCCAACCUGCUUGGCAACAUUAUGGCCUGGUUUCAUGAUAUGAACCCACAGAGCAUUGCACUGAUACCCUCGAAUGCCGGUCCUGAUCCACUCGUUUCUGGAGAGGGACACGAAGAACCUGUUAAACCCCAGGAGGAGGAGAAUGAGGUGGGGAGGCCAGAGCAGGGUUCCCCACCUCUGACGAAAGAGAGUGCAGGCAUGUUGAUGCCACAACAUUUGGAAGUAGAAUGUGUGGAUGAUGCACAACCGUCAAAAGUAGAGCCAGACUUGGAGGAUUUGGGCAGAAGUGAAGAUCUCACUGUUUGUCAAGAGAGCAGUAGUGAAUGUGAUGUCCAGGUAAAUGACCUUUCAGAGUGGGAGGAAGAAAUGCACCUUGUGUGAGGAAUUAGUUCAGUUAAAUUCACCAACAGAGUGCUCUUAUUGUGCCAAAACACUAAAUUUAAGCGAAACUGUGUCUGUAUAAAUAACUAAUCUGGUGCAAUGGUGUUAGACAGGGCUUGUCGUAUUGGUGUGCAUCUGGUGAAAGAAUAAAGAGAGUGUCUUGCUUUGGGUGCCAUGAGCGAAUCUGUAAUAUAUGAGAGAUUCAUUCAUCUUUGCCACUUUAUAUUAGGUGUCUUUCACUACUGUGUACUAACAUUAAGAUACAUAAAAUACAAUGUACUUACUGUAUAUGUUGCUACAAAAUUCUCACAAGAUUCACAUUUGCUGCUGUUGAGGUAUGGGUAGAGUUAGGAUUUAGAUUAGGGUUUAGGCUAAGGGAUUGGUUAGGGUUAGGAUUAGGGGUUUAGGUUAACAGUGUAACAACAGAUGUCAUUAAAUGCAGGCACUUUAAAUGCAAGUACAAUAUAACACAUAUUUAAAUAAGUACAUUGUAUCAAAUGCUUAAGUACAUAGUGCAUGAAAAAACCUAUUAUAAAGUGGGUUCAUUCUUCAUUUAAAGGGAUAGUUUUUUUGGUGGAACACAAGGAAACAAUUAAAAAAAUGUUGAUGCUGCUGUUUUUCCAUACAAUGCAUAUGGAUUGGGAAAGAGGAUGUCAGUCCUUAACUAAAUCUCUCUGACAUGAGGGUUAGUAAAUUAUGGCAAAAUUUUCUUUUUUGGGUGCACUCUCUAAAAACAAAUUAAAAUAGUCGAAAGAAUAUGAAACCGAUGUAUUUUAAAUAUGGUUUAAACUUUCUGACAAGAAAAAUUUUUUUUACAUACAGAUGAAAAUAGAUGAUUGCUGAAAUUAAUUGAGUGUCAAUCAAAUGUUUCUGGGCUAUUACAGUUACUGUAAAAGGGUGUGUGAAGUCAAGCCACCAUUAAGACCUGAUCUUGCGAGUUCUUUCCCCUUCUGUGUUUUAUAGUAUAGAACUACAACAGACCUCUUAUUUAGCAAUGCCAAUUUGUGGCUCCAUUUGAAGACACAAAUUCCCUAUUUGUUAAUCAUGCCACAUUUAAUGCAAGUUAAUUGAUGCAUAUAGCAUAAUGCACAUUUCAAAUAUUACCAAUUAGGUUAUUUCUAUUUCAGUGUACUGUCAUGCAGUCCUGCAUUCAUUUAGAAGUGCAUCAAAGGAAUAUUUUCAGUUCAAAAACAAAAUACUACUUGUAAAUGAACUCUCCUGAAAAUGUGAUUGGAUUUCUUAUCUAAUCUAUUGUGACUACUAAACACAAUACUUCUGAUAUCCAGUGUUGUGUAUUUCAUUGUGCUCAUGCAUAAUAGAUACCUAUAAAGGCACUCCACUGGUCUUCUAAAGCAACACAGACAUGUAUUUACAGUGUUAUUUAUGAUUUAGUUUGUGUGUGACUCUUCCCUUCUGUCAGAAACAUAGGAAGUCAUUCUGUUUAACAACAAAAGCUGUACAUACAGUAUGUGUGUCCAAACUUAUUCUAAUCCAUAAAUCAUUUCUCACUGUGGUGAUAGCUGUUUUCCUAUCUUAACCACUAUAUCUCUUCACUAUAUCACUAUAGAAUAUUCCAGGUUACGUACAACUUAAAAGUAUGGUUCAUCUCAAAAUUUAAAUUCUGUCAUUAUUCUGUCACCCUCAUGUUGUUCCAAACCUGUAUGAGUGACUUUUUCCAUGGAAGACAAAUGGAGAUUUUAUGAAGAAUGACAGCCAAUUCACCUUCAUUGCAUCUUUUUUGCCCCAUACAAUGAAACUGAAUGGUGAUUGAGGUUGCUCAUCAGUGUGCCUUUUUUCUUAUUUAUAUACAUGUUACCUAAUUAUGUUAGUGUUUGACGUGUCUAUUAACUACAAUCAACUCUGUACUCAAUCAAUGAAAUGUUAAAAAGUAUGCAUUUCUUUCUAAAUGGGAGAGUAUUUGGUUCAUAUUGACAACACGUGUCUUUUCUGCAGUGAAAAGGUUGCCAUGAUUUGACUGCAUCUCUUAAAACAUUAUAAUUUGUGUGUGGCUCUUUAGAUGUGUUUUUUAAGGGUUAGGACCAUAUGAUCAUAGAGUGAAGAGAAGAGGGAAAAUAGACAAUUUAGAGUUGGUAAUUAUAGUUGGUGCAUUUAGUUUGGCUUUAUUCCCUCUGAUCAAAUCUUGCUUAAAAUGAAGGCCAGUUUUUACUUUUCUGCCCUUCGCCA
This is a messenger RNA of Xyrauchen texanus (razorback sucker), 5720 nucleotides long. RefSeq names its product ankyrin repeat and IBR domain-containing protein 1-like. Gene Ontology annotation, molecular function: ubiquitin protein ligase activity; zinc ion binding; ubiquitin conjugating enzyme binding. Gene Ontology annotation, biological process: positive regulation of proteasomal ubiquitin-dependent protein catabolic process; protein polyubiquitination; ubiquitin-dependent protein catabolic process. The coding region runs from base 288 to 3536 and encodes 1082 amino acids. The record is from RefSeq and is a predicted model, not a curated record. Gene Ontology annotation, cellular component: cytoplasm; ubiquitin ligase complex. NCBI's taxonomy places the organism in Eukaryota, Metazoa, Chordata, Actinopteri, Cypriniformes, Catostomidae. The transcript is spliced from 21 exons.